Messenger RNA from Colletotrichum karsti, 2397 nucleotides. RefSeq lists its product as uncharacterized. The coding region runs from base 1 to 2397 and encodes 798 amino acids. Gene Ontology annotation, biological process: DNA-templated transcription. Gene Ontology annotation, molecular function: zinc ion binding; 2-oxopent-4-enoate hydratase activity; DNA binding. The record is from RefSeq and is a predicted model, not a curated record. The transcript is spliced from 6 exons. Lineage: Eukaryota; Fungi; Ascomycota; Sordariomycetes; Glomerellales; Glomerellaceae. Gene Ontology annotation, cellular component: cytoplasm.
AUGCAAGACUCUGAGCUAGAGCAAAUCUCUGAGGCACUCCGGGCCGCCCGCAUCAGCAAAAGGCCCAUUGACCCCCCAACAAAGACCUGGAAGAACCUCGACGCCGAUAGUGCCUUUGAAGUCCAGAAGAUCACUGUCAAGAAUGCGAUCAGCAAACAUGGAGACCGCCUUGUUGGAUACAAGCUCGGAAAUAUUGCCAAGGUCAUGCAGGAUGCCUUCGGACUCGAUCAGCCGGACUACGGCUUCCUGCUUGCCAGUACCUUCAUCUACGAGGGCACAGCGCUAUCCCUAAAAGAUUACAUCAAGCCCUUUGUCGAACUAGAGCCGGCAUUUGUGCUCAAGGGUCACCUCAAGGGUCCCAAUGUAACGGCUGCCGAUGUCAUCAACGCGAUAGACUAUGCCAUCCCUGCCAUUGAGAUUAUCGAUUCCAGGGUCAAGAACUGGGCUAUCGACCUGCCGGAUACUUUGGCAGAUAACGGUUCUACCGCGGCUGUCAUCCUUGGUGGUACACCCCGCAAGCUCACCGACCUUACUCUGAGCAACACCCGUGGCAACCUGCGCUUCAACGAUCAAGAAGUCAUGACGGGCAACACCAAGAAUGUGCUCGGCAAUCCUAUCUCGGCUGUGGCGUGGCUGGUGAACAAACUGUCGAAAUACGACAUCGAGUUCUUCCCUGGACAGGUGGUCUUGCCCGGUAGCUUCUGGCUCGCCCCGUCUUCAACCUGGUCAUUCACCGCCCGACUGACCCUGAUGAUGGCGGAGAAGCUGCAGAUAGAUGCACCAUUCAGCGCUCCGAGCUUCCUCAAUGACGAGAUAUAUCCCCUGAGAUGGAGAGCUGCAGCUGCCGAGGAUCAGCCCGACAUCAAUGGUCUUCCCUCCAUCGAACACGCUCUUUAUCUGUACAACACCGUCAAAUUCCAUCUUGGCCAGAACUAUCAAUUUCUCGAUGAGAAGUCUUUUGUUCAAAACAUUAAAAGUUUCUACUUUGGAAACCCCGCUCAGAAAGCAGCCGAAUCUCGAUUGUGGUUUGUGCAGUUUCUUCUGGUUCUAUCUUUCGGACAAGCGUUCCUUUCAAGGUCAAAAACUCCCAAGGAGCCGCCAGGCUCCAAGUUCUUCAUCCGCGCCAUGUCUUUGUUACCAGAUCCCACGUUGUUGUGGAAGGAUAGCUUGUUAGCUAUUGAGGUACUUGCUUUGGCCGGGUUGUAUUUGUACUCAAUCUACCAGAGGGAAUCAGCGCAGUUAUACGUAGCCCAGGCUAUACGAAUCGCGCAGUUGGAAGGGCUUCACACUCAAUUACCCGAAGACGCCCUUGGUCCUGAGACAGUUUCUCGAUGCCGAAAUCUUUGGUGGACUCUUUAUAUCAUGGAUCGACAUUUCUCGUGUUCUUUGGGUGUCCCAAUGAACACCCAAGAUAUUGAUAUUACAACACUUCUCGACCCGCCAAGCAUAUCCACUCCACAAGACGCGACACUUGGCCUCAGAGUGAAGCUGUCUCAUCUUCUCUCAUCUAUUAUCAACACCGUCUACAAGUCCGAGAAAACACCACUGGGAGAGUUUCUUGAAGAAACGAGAUCUAUUCUCCAUACCCUGGCCGGGCACGCCCAAGAGAUUGAAAGAAUCACUCGCGUAAAGUUUCAAAACUCCGUCGAUACCAUGCCUAAGGGGACGAGGGACAUCACUCUACUUUAUCAUCAGUGCGUUAUCAUCGCAACGAGGCCUCUCCUUCUGUCCGCCUUGAAACAACAACUCGACAGCUACGGCCGAGGCGCGCGAGACCUUGAGAGUUUCAUGGCACCCUUAACUCCACUGAUGUCAACCGGGAUCAAGUCAGCUGUGAAGACUUUACAAAUCCUGUCUGUCGAGGACAACCUCAUAGAAGUCUUCCUCCCCUUUGAUCUCGAGUACGCUUAUGGUGCUGCGAUCCAUCUUACCAUAGCAAACGCUCUAUUCCCCUCUACCACUGAUAUGGACGGGCCGACACACAGCCGCGAGGCGCACGCCAUUCUGGAUGAUAUGAUACACAAGGGCAACUCCGUAGCGGAGGUGCGGAAGUCUGAGCUGGUUCAUCUGGAAUAUCUUUUCAGCGAAUUCGCAACUCGGUUGAAGCAGCCCGACUUCCAACCACCAAGGCUUCCAGUCCGCUCUCGGGAGGUGGCACCGGUCAUUGAAGUCGGGGAGAGCUCAACAUCCGUGACUGAGCCGGACCUGGUGUCAAUGACCACGCUCAGCGAGUCUCAGUCUCUUUUCUGCGCUCCCGACACCCCGAACAACGCAGAGUUCCUCGACAGCAUCGGAAUAUCGUCUGAUGACUUCCUGUCCAUCGUGGAGCAAAUGGGUAACCAGGAUGACAUGGAUCUCCCUUUCACCAUGUUAGAUCUGGGACAGUUCUGGAAAUAG